Molecule: messenger RNA, 465 nt
Organism: Diaporthe amygdali
Lineage: Eukaryota; Fungi; Ascomycota; Sordariomycetes; Diaporthales; Diaporthaceae
Exons: 2
Coding region: 1-465 (154 amino acids)
Source: RefSeq, a predicted model, not a curated record
AUGCGCCUUUUACAGACCAACGGCACUGUCAGGUUCACAAGUCUGCGCAGCUGCGCAGCCGGCGUUGGACGGCGAGGAGCGCUGAUGGUAGCCGCCAGGAAAAGGGCGAGCACACCUUCACGAGCCGGGGGCCGCACCCAGCUCACGCUGUCGCAUAUGCACGCAACCAACGGCCGCACUGAGGGGAGGGAGAGUGGUUGGGUCGUGUUGGAAGAGAAUGACACGGGGAGCAGGGCAAAUCGAGAAGGGGGGGAAGGGUUGGUGACCAACUUUAAGAAUAAUGCAGGCCUGGAGCGGGCCAGGCCAGGCGCAGUCACCGCUCGUCAAGAUCGGCCUCCAGGUUCGACCGACAAUGGGCGGGGCACAUGGGGGCACAUGGCGCAGAGAGUGCCGUAUUUCCUUGGAGAGGAGCAGAGAUUCAAGUCAUUGGGCUCGUGUUCAGGAGCCUAUGAUGCCUCGGAUUGA